AAUUAUAAUAGGUUGAAGAGCCUGUUCCCAAAAAAAAACUUAAAUAUACCUAAGUAGUUAAUCUGUAUAUCAGGCGCUAAGAUAGCCGUCAUGUUAGUAGAUUUUACUACUUAUAUAGAAGCGUACGAGAACCUUAAUGCAAGUGAAGGCUCAUUGGCGAUCAGUGGCGGACGUAGAUAACAAUGAAUAGUAACAUUAUCUGUUUUCGGUCCAAUGUUUUAAUUUUAUUUUUAUCUUUAUUGUUUUUAGUUAACGGAUCAGACUUUAAAUGCAAGAAUGGCCAUUUAAGACUAGUGAUAGACCACGACGCGGGGGCGGACGAUGCGAUGGCCAUAUUCAUAGCCGCGCUGUAUGAACAGCGGUGCCAGUGCCGGGGUCCCAAACUAGUGGCUAUCACGACCACCCACGGCAACGUGGACGAGCCCCAGGCCUACAACAACACGCAGCGAAUACUCGGCGUGCUGGGACGAAACGUACCAAUAUACAGGGGAGCGAACGACUCGAUACUGAUAAACCAGCCGAGCGACCACUUCUUCGGUAUAGACGGUCUGGGUGACACUGAGUACGGCGUACACUAUGAAGCUAUUGAAGCGCAGCCUCAAGUCGCUGCUAAUGCACUCAUUGAGCUGUCCAACAAAUAUAAAGGUGAGCUGGUGGUAGUGGCUCUAGGAGCUCUGACGAACAUCGCUCUAGCAAUCAGACUGGACCCUUUCUUCAUAAAGAGGCUAGCUCAUCUUUAUGUCGGAGCCGGAAAUAUUCAAAGUCCUUCAGAGUCGCGUCCGGAGUUCAAUGUGAAGGCAGACGUGGAGGCGUACCACAUCGUAGCCGGCAGCUCUAACCCCGACCUGGUCACCUUCAUACCGCUGUCACAGGUCCCUAAGGUUACUAAGGAAUGGCGGGAGGACGUCUUCGGCAGUAUCAAGAGCAAGCCAGUGGAAGCUAUGAACGCCUUCGAGCGAGUGGUCCAGACUAAGAACCGGCCGUGGGGCAUGCUGGACCCGGCCGCCAUGGCUCUAGCCCUGGGCGUGCCGCUUGAGGAGGUGUAUGACUACUCGGAUAACAGCGUCGUUGUGUGUGGUGACAGCAGAGGUAUUACCACCAAUGUUUUUGGUUUCAAGAACGAAUCAAAUAUUCGAAUCCUAAAUACUUUCGACAAAGAUUUGUAUAAGAAAUUUUUGAUAGACCUUUUUUCGGAAGAAUAGUAAGAGAUAGGAUACAAUAAGGGAGUGAGUGAGAUAUCCACUAUCUCAUUGCAUAUCUUUUGUGGAUAUCACCGUCAAAGGAGAUUAUGGUGCAAGUGCAAGUAACUUAUGGUGUUAAGAUUACUAAAGCCUAAAUACCUAGCCUACUAUUGACAGACAGCAAUAGCUGAUGCCUACUCAUAACUUAUGGUUCUGUAAUUUAGCGAAAUAAAUAAAAUACUUAUGUUUUUUUAAUGUUA
Plutella xylostella (diamondback moth) is the source of this 1441-nucleotide messenger RNA. RefSeq names its product inosine-uridine preferring nucleoside hydrolase. The record is from RefSeq and is a predicted model, not a curated record. Gene Ontology annotation, molecular function: hydrolase activity, hydrolyzing N-glycosyl compounds. Lineage: Eukaryota; Metazoa; Arthropoda; Insecta; Lepidoptera; Plutellidae.